This is a messenger RNA of Anoplopoma fimbria (sablefish), 2538 nucleotides long. RefSeq names its product apoptosis antagonizing transcription factor (gene aatf). Gene Ontology annotation, cellular component: nucleus; nucleolus. Gene Ontology annotation, biological process: regulation of transcription by RNA polymerase II. The transcript has a single exon. Lineage: Eukaryota; Metazoa; Chordata; Actinopteri; Perciformes; Anoplopomatidae. The coding region runs from base 91 to 1755 and encodes 554 amino acids. The record is from RefSeq and is a predicted model, not a curated record.
UUAUGGCUCGUCGCAUAUUACUGACGUCAUCGCUUCCCUCACCAAGAACCUACCCUCACACGUGUGGUGGUUGUCGCUCACUGUUUGUCCAUGGCAGGCUCCUUUUCUCUUGAGCUUGAGGAUUUGUUGAAUCCUUUGCCCAAAUUUGCUGAUCCAGAGGAUGACGAAGACGAGGCGACCAAAGCAAAAGUGACAGAGAGAUUCAACGAGCACCAGGAUGAAGAUGGGGUCGGUCUCAGUGCCCUGCGGAAGCACAACACAUCCCUGCUCUCAGAAACGGACAGGCGGUAUGUGGGGAGGACAGUCUCUCGUAAACAGCUGCUGUUGGAUAUUGAGGCAUCUGGUGAGGAGGAGGAGGAGGAGGAGGAGGAGGAUGACCUGGAGGAGGGUAGCAUAGGAGAGCAAGAAGAAGUAGAUCCUAUGGGAGAUGAGGGAGCCGCUGAUGAUGAUGAUGAUUUAGAAAAUGAUUUCGAAGAUGAGGAGGAGUCUGUGGGCAGUGAUGCACAACAAGAUGCUAAGCUGGUGUCUAAGACAAAAGGUGCAGACACGACCCUUCUUUCGGGAGUGAACUACCGCAAACUGACAGAGGACAUGGACGACCUGGGUGUGAGUGAAGAGGAUGGUGAUGAUGACAGCAGUGGGGAGGAGAGCGAAGGCAGUGAUGAUGAUGAGGACGACAACAAUGACGAAGAUGGCGUGGAUGAGGGAACUGUCCACACAUUUUCUCAAGAGAAAGUAGACAAGGAAGUUGAGAAAGGGAAGGCUGUGAAGGACCAGCUGGCCCUGUGGGACCAAUUGCUCGAGGGUCGAAUCAAAAUCCAGAAAGCUCUGGUGACUGCCAACCAGCUUCCACAGACGCAGACCUUCCAAAAGUUCAAGAAGAGGGGUGGAGACGAACUUGCGGGGGAGCUGAAAAACACCCACAAAGCAUUGAAGGCUCUUCAAAGAUCCCUGCUGGAGCUGCAUGAUCAGCUGCUGUACCAGCAUGCAGACACGAGAACCAUUGCUCAGGGGAAGAUAGAAGCUCAGGGUGAAGACGAGGAAAUAAACAGUGAUGAGAAUGAGGACGAAGAGGCGUCCGCGCAGGAGGUCGGAGCGCCUAAGCGAAAACUGGAGAUGGCAGAAUAUCCGGACUUCAUGGCCAAACGCUUUGCCGCUUUCCAGCCUUACCGUGACACCACGUUGCAAAAGUGGCAUGACAAAACCAGACUGAUUAUGGGCAAAGGCAGCAAGGGCUUCGGUGCAUUCGACAGAAACAUUUUGACCCAGGUGGAGCAGGUGCUGAUGGACAAUGAGAGGCUGGUUCGGCGCACCCAGACCCGACGCUCUGAAUACAGAGUCCUGGGGAAAAAAGAGGACGCCGCUCUCACUUCCGAAACCGUCUCCACAGAGGGAGAGGAGCUGGAGCAACAGCUGAAAGCAAACAUGCAUCUAAAGGAUCUGGACGAGAAUAUCUUUGAUGACGAUGAUUUCUACCACCAGCUGCUAAGAGAGCUGAUUGAGCGCAAGACGAGUGCAGCGGACCCCAAUGACCAGGUUGCUAUGGGCAGGCAGUGGCUAGCCAUCCAGAAGUUGCGCAGCAAGAUCAAGAAGAAGGUAGAUACCAAAGCCAGCAAGGGGCGUAAAGUCAGAUUCCACAUCCACAGCAAGCUGGUCAAUUUCAUGGCUCCUAUUGACCACAGCUCAGUGAGUGACGAGGCACGCAGCGAGCUGUAUCGUGGCCUCUUUGGUCAGAACUCCACAGUCAGGGAGUGAUGUGUAGAGGGUACUCGGGAGGAGCACCUACCUAAGUGCCAGGAUGUAAACAAAGCAGUGCCUUUUCUUUCUUUCUUUUUUUUUAUAUACAAACCUCAAAUGAUGCUGAGCAAGGACAGAGAGUGGGCCUGCUCUCUGUCAGGAGAAGUUCUUCUGUGACUUGACAGACUAUGGACUUGUAUGGCGCAUACAGUUCCCUCAUAAAUACCAAGUGGAAUUUUCAGUAUGUGUUGUUUCCACAACAAACAAAAUGCAUAUUGUGUUGAGUGGAUUUGAAGGAAGAAAAUUAAUGUAAAUUUUUCUUCUGUCACCAAGUCUCAUUAUUCAAGUAAAAUGUGUACAAAUUAUACCUUUUUUUUUUUUUCAAUCAAACUGCUUACGGUAUACUUGUCUUAGUAGUUUACAGUUUUUUCCAGUUAGUACAAGAAAUCAACCUGCUUCACUGCUUUAUACUAACAGAGUGGAACAAUACUUGCAUCGUAAAACUGCAAUUUCAGAAUGUCACUGGCAAUAAAAUUCAGACAAACGGCAAACUACUUUGCCACAAAAAGUAUUUUUUUUUGUGAGAUGAUUCACAAUACGUAAAUAAAGUAAAUAAAGAAAACUAAUUCCAGUUCCAGCUUCUUUUCUAUAUGUGGAUCGCAUUGUGGGAGAAUAACAUUUAUCAACAGCACACUCAAAAUCAAGGCUGCGUAGUACGUACUCCAGCUGCCCUUACAAAGUGCACUGUGGCAUGCAUGCAGUAUGCACACAAUUUGGACACACUACUUCCUCAUAACAUUG